Lycium barbarum (goji berry) is the source of this 3861-nucleotide messenger RNA. RefSeq lists its product as uncharacterized. Bases 96 to 3587 code for a protein of 1163 amino acids. The transcript has 5 exons. Lineage: Eukaryota; Viridiplantae; Streptophyta; Magnoliopsida; Solanales; Solanaceae. The record is from RefSeq and is a predicted model, not a curated record.
GGCCCGUUAAUAGUAUUGUUGGCGGGAAAACCCUUUUUUGUGUAAUUGCCACCUCACAGAAGUAAACCCCUUUGGCGGUGGUGGUUGGUGGUGCAAUGAUGUUGAAACGACGUCGCGAAGAAAGUGAUUCCGAUGGAGCCGAAGAUACGUACAAGACUGUUUUCAUAGACACCAACCUUGAUACUCACUUGGCUCUAAUUGUCUCCCAUUCCGAUACUAUCUCCGAUCUCAAAAAAAAGAUCACGGUCGAACAUUUAAGGUGCUUUCCUGAAAUGAGGGAGUUGAAGAUUUCUUCUGUGAAGGUGAAACGGAAAGGACAUUACUAUCAUCUGUCUGACACUCUGCUUGUUAGAGGCGUUUUUGAGGGUAUGAAAAACGGCUGGUUCCUUUCUGUUGAUGCUUCUAGAUUUCAAUGCAGUGGAAAUGACCAAGGGGUACUUUGUAUCACCUAUCCGCAAACUGAAGCUGAAAAUCUUCUCACCAGUGAUUCGUUCAAAGCCACGGAUAAACAGAAGGUUUUUGAUACUACUGAAUCUUACCCAGCUCAUGGAAACUUGGCAUCUAGCUCCAUUGUGAAACAGAAGGAAGUUGCCAAGGUCAUUGGUGAAUUCAAGAGUGUGAAGCCCAUGGAUAAUUCACAGGAGUUUUCUCCCAGAUCUGGUCCUGUGGCUAAGAAACGUAAAUUGAAGCACAAAGAAGAUGUAGUCAACCUCCCGGUAACAGAUACCCACACUUCAAAGCAUGGGAUAGAUAAUAAUUCUGAAUUUAAGAUUGUUGGAAAUGAUAUUGCGUCGAUAAAUUCUAAUGAAGGAGAACGGGGGAAUAUAAACAUGAAAUUGGAAGAUUUUAGUGCUGAACCUUUAAAAAACCAACCUUCUGAUCCAACUAAGGUGUCAGAAGUGGGAAAGAAGAAAAGCAGGAUGGGUGGGGCAAGUGCUGAAAUCUCUGGUGUGCAGGAACAUGGAAAUAGGAACAAUGAUACGCUUGAUGAAACAUCACAGUCUGGGACUGUUGCGAAUAAAGUUAAAAUUUUGGGUAGCAAGGAAAGCAGUCGAAGUUCCACCGAGUUCAAUCACAGGGAUGUCUUGAAGAUCCCAAUUCCUGAGAACUCCACAGCAGGUAAACCAAUAAAGGCAGCUUUAGCAGAAACGGUGGGGGACCAAUCUGUGAGAACAGAUACUGCCCAUAAGAAGAAGAAAAAGAAGAAGGGAAAGAACUCAUCCACGCUCCAUGAUGAGGUUGCCUGCAUGGUUCUGGCUAACUCUGAUAAAUUUGAGGGAACUAGGGGGUUAGAGCAAAUGGAAGGAGUUGAAAUGAAGAUCUUUGACAAGUUGACUGAUCUUGACUCUACUAGUCAUGUUACUCAAUAUAGACUGAAAGAAACAUCUCCCGUUAAAGAUCAUGCGUCAAAUAAAGAAUCUGGUAACCAUGAACUUGGAACUGAUGUUGCUCAUACAACUGGAGAACAAGAGGAGCUGAGACCGAACUGUGAUUUUGAAAUGCCCGUGAGUGAGAAGUUGCGCGAUGCAAGUACCAGGGAUCCAGCAGAACAUAACUUUGGGAAGAAGAGAAGCAGAUCCAAGAAGUCAACUCCUCAUCACGAGUUAGAUAAGAAAAAUAUUAUUGCGCCAAAACCUGAUGUAGAGAAGCAGGCUUCUCAAAAUGCUUAUGCUUCUGACCGAGAUAUAGUCCGUCAUGAUGGUUCAAUUGAUGCAACUACAAAGGUUGAAAAUAUUGUGCCAAAAACUGAUAUAGAUCAUGUAAAUGAAAUAGGGAAAGAAGGCAAGUUGUCAGCUACUCAAGGUGCUGAGAUAUCCCUUCCUUCAGAUAACAAUGAAGCAACUGGGGCAACUAAAGAACAGAUUCUCUCAGCCAAAAAGGCAUUGGAUGACAAGGGGAACAUAUCUGGAAAUGCUAGCAGCACGAAGCGGAAAAAAAAAAGUCGCAGGAAAUCUGCUGAAAAGAUUCCUGAUAAAUUAGAUGUAGAGGAUGACAGGAGGGUGAACUGUGCCUCUUUAGCUGCUGGUAUUAGACCUAUAACUGGUCCUUUAACUGAGCAGAGUAAGAAAGGUGAAAUUUCAUUUGAUGCUAGAAUGCUGCAGAUUAGUCUAACAAAAAAGAAAGAGGUUUCCUCUUAUAUUAAUGAUGUUUCAUGUGCCCCUUCAGAGAUGAUUGAUCCUCCUGCUAAUCAUUCUGUUCAAGGGUCUAAUCAAGAUAAAAAUGCAUUGUCUGCCAGUAAAAGAGAGCGGGCAUCAGAACAAGAGUCUAAGAGUGCAUGUGCUGCAGGUUCUCAUCAACAAGUUGAGAAGGUAACCUGCACUAAGAAAGAGCUUCUGCCCAUUGAGGAAAAGGGAAAUGAGGCUGAGCAUUUGCUGCUUAACCAGACUGAUAAAAAUCAGGAAACUGUGAGCAUUGUAGAAAAGAGACUGAAAACAAAAACCAAAAAGAGCCAAAGUUCUAAGAAGAGCAAAUCCAUUUUGACUAUUCAAGACCAAGAAGUCAGUCACAAAGAAUUAGCAGCUUCAAAUGAUAAUCUGAGAGAUGUGAACCCUCUGCCAGAGACAAUGGAGAUGGUCGAGUCAGGUAAAAAUAGUCACGUUGAUCAGUUGGCUUUUACCAAGUUGGAAAAUCUGAUAAAUUCUGGUAUUGAUUCCAACUCGGAGAGUUCUAGGAAAGAUGUCAGAAAUGCUGACUCGUUUCGAGUGCCAUCUCAUACUUUAGCUAAGGGUACAGUACAGGAGAUGCAUGAAUCCGAUGUGAAUACUGAUAAGAGCGAGGGCAUAAACUUCAAGCAAUAUUUUCUUCCUGGCCAACAUGGAGAAGUUGCAUCAAAGAAACCAACAAAGUCAAACAGAGAAACAAAAGCUGGCAGAAAAUUGAAGGACGGUAUGACUUCUAAAGGAACUUCAGAAGAUAUCUUGAGCUCGAGAAUUGAGGUGGCACUUCCGAGUCGCUCAAGUGCUCAGGGAGAUAAAACUCUUGAAGAAGCUGGAAAGCUUGCAACUUUUGAUGCUCCUGCUUACAUGAAGAAAAGUGAAGAAUCUAUGGACGAAUCUACGUCCAGCUCUAGCUCAAAAGGUUCUGACAGAUUCCCCGAGGACAAUAGACAGCAAACAGGUUCAGAAAUCCAAAGUUUGGUUACCAGAAAUCCAAAAAUGAGAACCGGAGACAUUGAGGAUCUUACACAACCUAAGAAAGGAUUGCUUCCUACACCAGGGCCGAAAUUUGUGGAUAGUAGAUCGAGAAGGUCUGACAGUAAGGGUGGUGGAAAAUCUGAUUCUUCGACUGAGACUCCAUCGGAUUAUUCAUCUUCUUCUGGCGACUCAGCUGAAGGAAGUGAAAUAAGUCAGGCUUCAACUCCAACUGGAGCUAAUGUUGCAAAACAAAAUGGUGCUGGUGCAAAGCUUAAGGCCAAAUCAAAUGAAUAUUCCAACAGCUUUUUAGGUGAUGACAUAAGCAUGGAUGUGAUUCUGAGAAGCUCUAGCCGUUUCAAGAAGGCUAAGGUUAUGGCUGCUCAAUGUCAAGAUGAAGAAAGUCAGCCUGUUGAUGUUGUCCCUGAUAGUCUAGCAGACACUCAGAAUCAGUAACUCUCUUCUCUUUGGUUGCUAGUGAAAUCCCCAAUUUUUGGUACACAAUCAUCUCUCCCCAGCACCCUUCACCUUUUCUUAAUCGUCUUGUCACCUGGGGCUUCUCCAAAGCAAUAAGAAAAUGAAAAAAGAACAAGGAGAAAAAUGUUUGUUGCCUGUAUGUAUUUACGUAUUAUGAUUAAAGGUUACUCAGAAGUACCGUGUGCACAGAUUUAUAUCUCGUGUGCAUGACGUGAUUUUGGUUCUCUUAUAUUGAAAUUUUGCCCGGUCUUGA